This is a messenger RNA of Dicentrarchus labrax (European seabass), 1488 nucleotides long. RefSeq names its product calcium uniporter regulatory subunit MCUb, mitochondrial. Gene Ontology annotation, biological process: mitochondrial calcium ion homeostasis; calcium import into the mitochondrion. Gene Ontology annotation, molecular function: calcium channel inhibitor activity. Lineage: Eukaryota; Metazoa; Chordata; Actinopteri; Moronidae. The coding region runs from base 258 to 1268 and encodes 336 amino acids. The transcript has 8 exons. Gene Ontology annotation, cellular component: uniplex complex; mitochondrial inner membrane. The record is from RefSeq and is a predicted model, not a curated record.
ACCCACCACACACACACACACAGAGGGCAAAGGAAUCGAGUCUGGCACGGACCGUGUAUUGUUAGUAGGAAAUGGUACGCAGCUCAGGCUGGGCUGUUCCCUCCCUCUGUCCCGUAGCUACCAACUCAUCUGUUGUUAUUUGCACAGACUACAGCUCGUUUUUGAACCGGAACACCGUUGCACCGAGGCACACAUUUGUGGAGGUAUUUGUACCCGGUAUGCCCCAACAGCAAAGCUAACACGGUUAACGGCUGACGAUGGCUUCGGUGCGGAUGGUCGGCAAAGUUACGGCGAGACUUUUGGGAAGUGUUCAGCCAAUUCACCGCGGUCUCAAAACUACCCGUCCGGUUGCAUUUCUUCACCAGGUUCAACAGAGACCGCCUCUACUUGGAAAUUGCCAAGCUCUUUUCUACAGUACUCUCCCAACCUCCAGUGAUGUGUCCUUGAAGUACAAAUAUGGCCGUUUGGUUAUGGAGGUGCCGUUGCCCUCCAGGAAUGAGAAGUGCCUGUUCUUCCUCAGACCCAUGCUGAUGAGUGUAGGAGACCUGAUCACAGAUCUGCAGAAAGAGGACCCAGGAGCUACUGCUUCCAUUUUCUCCAAGGAUGGAGAGCGCGUAGCCAACACCACGCUGAUAGACACUCUGCUGGACAAGGACUUCCAGCUCGUCAUCAAUGAUGCAGUUUAUAAUGUCUUCUCUCCUGAAAAGGUGUGUACGUCCAGUGAGCACGCCAUGGAGCUGGAGGACAUGAAGCAUGUUGUGCAUCUGCUGCACACAGCGCUCCACCUGCCUGAACACCACCUGCUGAAAGAGAGGCACCUGCUGGAGAGACUGGACAGCCUCAAACAGGAGCUGUCACCUCUGGAGAAGAUGAAAGCACAGCUGUCCCAGACAGCAAACUUCCACACCUCCAGGGUUGUCUGGACCGGCAUGGCCUUGUUAUCUGUGCAGGGUGGUGCUCUGGCCUGGCUCACCUGGUGGGUCUAUUCAUGGGACGUCAUAGAGCCUGUCACUUACUUCAUUACCUACGCCACCAGCAUUGGAGCCUUCGCCUAUUAUGUCCUUACCAAACAGGAUUAUGUAUACCCAGACGUUAAAGACAGACAGUUCCUGCAUUACUUUUAUAAGGGGGUCAGCAGGAAGAAAUUCAACGUGACAAAAUACAAUGAACUGAAGGAAGAACUGUCUCAGGUGGAGGAGGAUCUGAGACGUCUAAGAGACCCAACUCAGCUUCAGCUACCACUCGAACAGAUCCAGCCAAAGCCAUGAACGAAGCCAAGUCACGAAUAAUAGUCACUAACACUUGCAGCCUCCAGAGCAAAAACAAUUUUCUGCUUUAUUUUGAUAAUGGCACCUUUUUACUAGGAAUCCAUAUCAUUCUGUGUUUUGUUUACAUUCUUGAUAAUGAUGCCAAUUAUAUCUUUGAGAAACAUACAGACACAGCUACUAUUGAAAUAAAAAGUAUUUCCCAAAAACUGGGAGAAUCUCC